Messenger RNA from Penicillium coprophilum, 1113 nucleotides. RefSeq names its product ferritin-like domain-containing protein. The coding region runs from base 1 to 1113 and encodes 370 amino acids. Lineage: Eukaryota; Fungi; Ascomycota; Eurotiomycetes; Eurotiales; Aspergillaceae. The record is from RefSeq and is a predicted model, not a curated record. The transcript has 5 exons.
AUGAAGUUCACCAACAUUGCCCUCACCGGUGCUGCUAUCGGUCUUGCCAACGCCAGUCCGGUCUUGAAGCGUGCUAUCAGCGAUGCCGACGUCCUAAACUAUGCUCUCACCCUUGAGCAUCUCGAGGCGUCUUUCUAUGCGGAGGGCCUCAAGAACUAUACCCAGGAGGACUUUGUCAAGGCCGGCAUGAAGGAUCCUUUCUAUACCAACCUGAAAGAGGUUGCUUCCGAUGAGAAGCAACACGUGGAGUUUUUGACCUCUGCGCUCAAGGCUGCCGGCGCCUCUCCCGUCGCCGCUUGCACCUACAACUUCCCAUCCACCGACGUCAACAGCUUCUUGGCCCUUGCCAGCGUUCUUGAGGGUGUCGGAGUCAGCGCCUACCUUGGAGCCGCAGCUUCCAUCAUGAACGAUACCUACUUGACAGCUGCCGGUAGCAUUCUGACCACAGAAGCCCGACACAGUGCGUAUCUGCGUGCCGCGGUCGGCGAAGUCCCCUUCGCCCAGGCCUUCGACAACCCCCUCGGCUUCAACGAAGUGUACACCGUUGCCUCUCCUUUUAUUGCCUCAUGCCCAUCCAGCAACGGUCCACUGCCCAUCAAGGCCUUUCCCUCGCUCGUGAUGAGCUCGAUGGACGCCGUUAUGACAGGCUCGAAAGUGCACCUCAUGACCGGAAGCGGUUUCGAUACUAGCACCAGCGAUGUCAAUGCCGCCUUCAUCACUGUCACUGGCCCGGUCUGGGCUCCUCUCGAGUCCAUGGGUGAUGGAAAGUUCACCGUCACUGUUCCCAAGGGCGUUGCCGGACAGAGCUACGUUGUCCUCACUAAGGGUAACAAGCAGGCGACUGAUGACAAUAUUGUCGCUGGUCCUGCCAUCGUCGAGAUUGGAAAGAAGACUGCCAUGGGUACCCCCAGUGGCUUGGCUGCUAUGGGUAUGGGUGGCAAGAAGAACAUGACGAUGCCUACUCCUUCUGAGUCAAUGGCCGGCCCUUGGAGUAGCUCUUCUGCUACUGCUUCUGCUUCUCCUGCUUACAAUGGGGCCGCUCAAAAAAUGUCCGGUGGAAUUUUUGGGGUUGUUGUUGCUGCUGGUCUUGUUGCCGUUGCGGCUCUGGGUUGA